AUGAAUCCUACGUCAAUGUUAGUAGAGAUGAAAAGCUUCAUUCCUUCUUCAUAUACUUUCGAAACAGAAAUCCAGAAGAUAAAGCAAGAACUUCUCCAAGGAGAUUUAGAUUGCACUGCAAAAGA
Molecule: messenger RNA, 125 nt
Organism: Trichomonas vaginalis G3
Lineage: Eukaryota; Parabasalia; Trichomonadida; Trichomonadidae
Product: organellar and viral DNA polymerase type B
Exons: 1
Source: RefSeq, a predicted model, not a curated record